Molecule: messenger RNA, 1381 nt
Organism: Linderina pennispora
Lineage: Eukaryota; Fungi; Kickxellomycota; Kickxellomycetes; Kickxellales; Kickxellaceae
Exons: 3
Coding region: 44-1345 (433 amino acids)
Molecular function (GO): acyltransferase activity, transferring groups other than amino-acyl groups
Source: RefSeq, a predicted model, not a curated record
GCUGGUGUACUUUUUCGGUAACCCUGACGGCAGCGACGACUUCAUGCCAAACAGCGUUCUCAAAGAGUCGUUUUACAGGACCUUGCGCCAGUUUCCCAUCCUGGCUGGACACAUACAUUCACGCAGGAAGGGCAUCCACGAAAUUGUUGUCGAUAAGUACGACUUGAAUAUGCCUGAAUAUCUCGAAUCAUCCGACGAAAGUCUCCACUUCAACAAACUGAGAGACGCAAACUUUAACUUCAACAUAUGGCCGGCAAGUCUGGAAACAGCGGGCGGGCUCUGCAAGGUCCACCAUGACGGGCGUAUCAAACUGCUCAAUGCUCACAUCGUGCGGCUGCAGCAAAACAGUGGCUUGAUUAUUUUUAUCAGCAUUGCCCAUUGCAUUGUGGACAGUGCAGCCAGCUUGUACUUUAUCGCCCGUUGGGCCGAGGAAACACGGGCACUGCUUGGCGGCACUCCUAGCACCACCAGAAUAAUCCCACAGAAUCUGCCUGUGGAACGCAGCCCCAUUGAAAGCUCUAUGCGCGACAUCUACGAAAUGAAGACGCUAUUUGGCAACUUUCUCGCAUCGCUGUCGCCGAAAGUUAGGGCCAGGCUUAUAUACGCGGGUGCAAGUACAAAGAACCUCCGAACCAGUGCGUUUGUUAUAUCGCGGCCAAUUCUCGAGAACUUGCAUGAUGCAAUUGCCGAGUUUGUCCAUGACGGGAUGCGUAUCUCGGACAACGAUAUCGUCACUGCACUCCGCCUCAUGACCAGUCGCUUGAGGAGAUUAAUAAACAAGGUCCUUGGCAAGCAACAAAAGCACCAGGUACUGCUGCAGCAAUGCAUAGGAAUCGCAUGCGAUAUCCGCCACCGCAUUGGCAUCGACCAGACAAAAUAUGUCGGCAAUGGAACGUUCGUGCAGCUCAUGUUUAGCGACCCAGCUGAUGUUGAGCCGACCAUCUCACCACGGUCGCUGGCAUGGAAUGCGACCAGGGUACGGCGAAGUGUGGCCAGCGUCAUGCCUCCUUAUGUAUCUGAAUACUUUGAUAUGGUCAACUCACGGCCGCGCUGCUUCACCAGGAGGCUGGUAUACAUAUCUCGGAACAGGGGCGCAGGGAUGGUGUCUAAUAUGUCCCGCCAAGACCACUAUCUUAUAGAUUUUGGUGGUGGGACGCCGUCGUUUGCAGCGACUAUUCCGAUCAUCGGUGCCAACAACGUAUACAUAUUCCGCUGCCCUCCACCCAGCAGAGAUCUCUUGGUAUACUUGUGUGCUGAUAGCUCGGUCAUGGAGAAGGUUCGCCAAAAUGAGUUUCUAAAUAGCGUUGUGGAGCACCUGUUUACAACGGCUACUUCUGAGUCUUAGAAAUUUCAGCCACUAUUGCGCAAAUAUAUGCUACAC